Fusarium sp. VM40 is the source of this 1716-nucleotide messenger RNA. The record is from the annotation of a GenBank genome assembly. Lineage: Eukaryota; Fungi; Ascomycota; Sordariomycetes; Hypocreales; Nectriaceae.
AUGUUGCGACUACUUCUGUCUGCUCUUCUCUUGUCUUCAGGCGUGUUGGCAUCCCCACAUCCUGAUCUAUCAAUUGAUGAACGGGCUGCCGGUACUGCUACUGUUGUUCUUCCUUCUGCCACCGUUCUUGGUAAUGUCAUGAACAAGGUUGAAUCUUUCGGAGGCAUUCCAUAUGCAGAAGCGCCUGAAGGCAAGCUGCGUUUGAGACCCCCAAAACGACUACAGAAAUCGCUUGGCACGUUUGACGCAACCGGCCCAGCAGGUGCCUGCCCUCAGAUGGUGUCCAGUACAAAGAGCAAAGACGUAUUAUUUCAACUCCUUGGCUCCAUUGCAAACCUCCCAUUUGUGCAGACAGUGACUGGGCAAUCGGAGGAUUGUCUGACUAUCACUGUGGCACGACCUGAAGGUACUAAGGCCAAUGCUAAGCUACCUGUCCUGUUCUGGAUCUUUGGUGGUGGGUUCCAGUUGGGUUGGUCCUCCAUGUACGACGGAACGGGUUUGGUCAACUACGGUGUCGGACUUGGACAACCCUUCAUCUUCGUCGCUGUCAACUAUCGUGUUGGAGGAUUUGGCUUUCUUCCCGGCAAAGAAAUACAAGAUGAAGGCUCCGGCAACCUCGGUCUUUUGGAUCAGCGGAUGGGCCUUGAGUGGGUAGCAGACAACAUCGCCGCUUUCGGAGGAGACCCAGAUAAGGUGACUAUCUGGGGAGAGUCUGCGGGAGCUAUCUCGGUCUUUGAUCAGAUGGCACUCUAUGACGGAGAUCAUACGUACAACGGCAAGCCUCUCUUUCGAGGCGCUAUCAUGAACUCAGGAAGUGUUGUGCCAUGUGAGCCACUCGACGGUGUGAAAGGACAGGCCGUCUAUGAUCAAGUCAUUGAAACGGCGGGAUGCGUCGGCAAAUCAGACACGCUUGACUGUUUGCGAAACCUCGAUUACACCGAUUUUCUAAAUGCAGUCAAUUCGGUCCCGGGGAUUCUCUCUUACAACUCUUUGGCCCUUUCUUAUCUCCCACGCCCUGAUGGACGCACCCUUACAGCAUCGCCAGAUGUUUUAGCUCUGAACCGCAAAUAUGCCGCUGUCCCGAUGAUCAUCGGCAACCAAGAGGACGAGGGCACUCUCUUCAGCAUUUUCCAGUCAAAUUUGACAUCUGAUGAGAAGCUUGUCACUUAUCUUAAAGACUACUACUUUCAUGCUGCAACCGCUCCCCAGCUGAGGGACCUAGUCCGUACCUACGGCAGUGGUCUUGGUGCUAUCACCCAGAAUAGCCCCUUCCGCUCAGGCAUUCUCAACGAGAUCUUCCCCGGGUUCAAAAAGCGAGCUGCUAUACUGGGUGAUCUCGUCUUUAUCCUCGCUCGGAGACUCUUUCUGCAAGCAGCUACAGGAGUCAAUGGAGAUGUGCCUUCUUGGGCCUACAUGUCAUCAUACGAUCAGGGAACUCCGGUUUUGGGCACAUUCCACGGUUCAGAUCUCAUUCAAGUAUUUUAUGGGAUCAAGGACAACUAUGCGGCCCGCAGCAUUCGUUCGUAUUACAUCAACUUUGUCUACUCGCUUGACCCCAACGCUGCUUCUAACGCGAAAUAUCCAAGUUGGCCACAGUGGAAGAAUGGGCACAAGUUGAUGCAGUUUUUCGCUGAUAAAGUCACUAUCAUCAAUGACGACUUCCGCUCGGCAAGCUAUGAUUGGUUGGUCAAAAAUAUUGCCUCACUCAAGUUUUAA